AUGUCAAGCAACACUAAUUACGAAAUCUCGAUGCCAACUACGGACAAGCUCCGUGGCAUGGCCAAUUGGCCUGAAUGGUCAACCAAGGUCCAGCUUGCGCUAGUGUCAAUGGGUCUUUGGGGCCAUGUUAAAGGAGAGGUGAUACGGCCAGCAGAUGAUGCAGCUGAUUGGGUCAAGAGCGAUUCUAAGGCUAUAUUUUUCAUGAUCAACAACAUGACGGAGAUAACGCAGCAGAAACUAAAACAAUCCGGCUGGGAUGUAGACAUCGCAACAUCCGAAACCACUUGGAAUCUGUUGAAGUCCUCUGUUACAAAGAUUACGGAUGAAUCCCUUGCUGAUCUCUUAAUGAAAUUCCCACACUAUAAGCGCAGGGAUUUCACGACGUUCAACGCAUAUAUUGCAAAAACACUGUGGGCUUGGGAUACGAUUGUCAAAGCUGGGGGCUUAGACGAUAAGUUCUUAGUCAUGACCUUGAUGAAUGGUAUCAAAGACACCUAUCCGGAAUGGUAUACCAACUGGAAGCACGAUUGUGACAGAGGCAAGUUUCCAACCAAGCAGGACUUCCUACAGUUUCUGUCCGCUAAGGCGGAUGACGAAGAAGCUGCUGGAGGACCAAAGGGUCGGACCAGUGUCACAUCCAUGUUAACAUGGCUCACACAAAUGAUAAAGGCCUAA
Messenger RNA from Pochonia chlamydosporia 170, 675 nucleotides. RefSeq names its product Integrase, catalytic core. NCBI's taxonomy places the organism in Eukaryota, Fungi, Ascomycota, Sordariomycetes, Hypocreales, Clavicipitaceae. The record is from RefSeq and is a predicted model, not a curated record. The transcript has 2 exons. The coding region runs from base 1 to 675 and encodes 224 amino acids.